This is a messenger RNA of Oryzias melastigma (Indian medaka), 7870 nucleotides long. RefSeq names its product phospholipase C, beta 2 (gene plcb2). The transcript has 32 exons. The coding region runs from base 2394 to 6104 and encodes 1236 amino acids. NCBI's taxonomy places the organism in Eukaryota, Metazoa, Chordata, Actinopteri, Beloniformes, Adrianichthyidae. The record is from RefSeq and is a predicted model, not a curated record. Gene Ontology annotation, biological process: lipid catabolic process; phosphatidylinositol-mediated signaling. Gene Ontology annotation, molecular function: calcium ion binding; phosphatidylinositol-4,5-bisphosphate phospholipase C activity.
GGCGUGAUGGUUGUAUGUUGGAAGCAGUUUCAGACACUUGUGAGUGUUUUUAGAAUGUGUUUUCAGCACAAUGGACAGCGAAUCAGAUUUGCUAUUGCGCAUGCCUCGUGGGAGCCAGACAGGUGUAAGGCCGCAUUUGAGAGUAAAAAAGAUCACACAUCACUUAAAAAACAUAAACUAAAUUAUUUUAACAUUUAUUUUCACUUAAAAUUUGGGUCUAACUUUAUUUUAUUAAGUAUACUUGACUAUAAGAAGUACAAAAAAUGUAAUGAAGAAAGUACAGAAAAGCUCUUUGAACUAUUUGGAACAUUUUAAGUUUGCAAUUUAUUAAUGAUUUUUUUUAAACAAUCACUCAAUUCAUAUAAUUUGUGGUUGAUGACACAAUUCAUGUUGAUUUUAUUUUAAGCGAUCCGAUUCGAUUUUGAGCUGAUUCACAGACCUCAAAUCGAUCAAAAAUUCAACCGACUCAGAGAUAAAUAUCUGUACUAAACAGUGCAGGUGAAAUUUUCCACAUUCCUUGUAUUUCUUGCAAAAUAAUCAAGUGUAAAUGAAAUAUAUGAACAAACAAACAAGUAAACAAGAAUACCAAUCACUUUUUGGUUUGUUAAAUAAAGCCACUGUUGUUUUUUGCACCAAAAUAUUACAAAAUGAACAUUCUUAAGCCUUGAGCGCUAUCACCGGGUGAUUUUCACCAGAGUAAAAGUGGUUACAUGAUUUUAAAUAUGCUGCAUUUUCCUGAGUGUCAUGGGUCCCUGGGUAAAGUCUCACAUGUCCCAGGAUUAAGGAAACAUAAGGUUAACUCUCCAGAAUCAUUAUUAUUAUUAUUAUUAUUUAGGACACUUUUCUUCUUUUUUUCAAGCAUGUUUUUAGGAUCUUCCUAUAUUUUAUUUUCCAUUUUGCUACAUAAACCACAGCUGAAAAAAAUACUCUUCAUGUGUUGUCAUAUUUUAAUCAUUUUUUUAUGGGAAAUACUUCUUAUUGGGUAAAUUAUAUAAGAUAAAAAUUAAAUGAUGAUGUAACUUUUUAUAGCAAAAGUGCUCUAGAGCUAAAACAUUGUUUUCAAAAUUCAAAGUGUUGCACACAUUGGACUGUAAUGAUGGAUUGAUCAUUUUUUGCUGUCAUGACAUGUGGCACUUUCUGGUUUAUACAUGAUACUGUAGUAAAAAAAAAAACUACGUAUCUCGCAAUCUAAAUUCUGUUUUUCAUGAUUGAUUAUAAUCAAUUUAUUUCAUUUUGAAAGCUUUUAUAAUAGUAUUGUAGGAAUAUAAAUUAAAUUAUCAAUAAAGUCGAUUGUUACACACCUAUAGAUAGUAAAUAAAAAGUAAACUUCAAGUGCAUCACUUUUAGUGUAGACUAAGUAUACUUUUACUUCUUUAAAGAUCUUUAAUCAUGGAGUCCUGUUUGUGUACAUGUUAAGUAUACAGGAGCUUCAAAGGUUUUCCUCUCGUUGCUCUUUGCUCUGCUGUGGUGAUUCCUCACUGGCCUCGUCUGUGAUUCCUCCUGACAGACUGUUUACAUUAGAUAUUGCACAGUCAAUAGGUUUAUUUGAAUGAUAUCCAAAUACCCUGGGAGUCAUUGUUGAAACUGCAGUCAGUGUCCUGCCAUGAAAAGCCAAUAAACAAUGUCAAAACACUCAGCAGGAAGCUAAUGGAGGGAUUUGGUGUAAACUAAAAUAAAAAAAAAUCUACAAAUUCUGAUUAUAUUAGACGCUGAUAUGACAUCUAUCUAUAUUUAAACAAUGACUGAUGAUAACAUACAUUAUUUGGUGGAAAAGCUUCAGUUCAAAGGAUCAACUCAUUCAAAAUGUAUUAAAAAAAAACACCUUUUUCUUUAGUUAAUGUGCCAAAAAAAACAUCCGGACACACCUUAACUCUUUUGCUCUCCUUUAAAAACAUGAUCUCUGUUUGUCUGAAAGCAUUCACUCUCAGUUUGUUUCCGCUCAGAGCAUUUUCCUUUUAAAUAUUUAUGCAUUAGUUGAGUAAUUUCAUUAAAAUGUGUGUCAUUUUCUUUUAACUUGACAGAAAUAGCUUCAUUUUUAUAGUUUAAAUGUGCCGUCAUAGAAAUGGAACACAUUCAAAUAUAAAUGUCAUAUAUCAUUUAGAUGAAUCAGAGCUUAAAAUGAGCAAUGUCAGCAUUUAUCCUGUCGUUCUGAAGCUCGAUGUUCACCUUUAGUCGUGUUACAUGAUUUUUUUUCUCUCCCUGACAUUAUUUGCAAUGCAUAUUUGCUGGGGUGCGUCCUGACUACAGUCAGAUCAGUUGGGCUCCAGGUUAGUGCAUCCCUUUACUUGGAGUUGAAGACAUCAGGUUGCUGUUCAGUAUGACUCUGUUAGAUACCCAGAAAGUGGCAGUUUUUCAGCUAUAGCAUCACUGGAAGGGAACUCUAGACAGACAAAAUGAAUAAGAAACGGUACUUUCUGGAGCCUCCAGAGGUCAAAGACUAUCUGGUCAAAGGAGAGAGAUUCACCAAGUGGUCAGAGGACUCGACAAAAACUGUUCCCGUGACGAUGAAGAUGGAUCCAAAAGGGUUCUAUGUGUACUGGAUGAACCAAAGCAAGGAGACAACAUUCCUGGACGUUGCUACAAUCAGAGAUACCAGAACCGGAAAAUAUGCAAAACUUCCCAAACAUCCGAAAGUGCGCAAUGUGUUCAACCUGGAUUUUCCUGACAGCAACCACCUCGCCAAAACCUUGACCAUCGUUUCAGGUCCAGACAUGGUGAAUCUGACCUACCACAACUUCUUUGCCUCAAAAGACAAAGUGACACAGAACUGGGCAAAUGACAUUCUCGCGAUUUCCUACAAUGCUGCAAGAAACAAUGCAUGCAGACAAGUCUUUUGGGACAAAAUAUACGUCCGCAUUUCCCUCCAAACCAACAAGGAUGGCAAGAUCCCCGUGAAGAACAUUUACAAGAUGUUUCCAGCCGACAAGAAGAGGGUGGAAAGUGCCUUAGCUGCAGCACACCUCCCAAAGGGAAAGUAUGACUCCAUGAAGCCAGAUGUGUUCACCGAAGCUGCCUUCAGGACCUUCAUGAUGAAUCUGUGUCCUCGGCCAGAAAUCUAUGAGAUUUUCACAUCUUACUCCACCAAACCCACAAUGACCAAGGAGAACUUCACCAAGUUCCUCAACGAGAAGCAGAGGGACUCCCGUCUCAACGAGGAGCUGUUUCCACGUCUGCGACAGGACCAGAUCAAGGCUUUGAUUGACAAGUACGAACCCACCUCCACUAACUCUAACAGAGGAUUCAUUUCUCCAGAAGGUCUUCUGUUAUUCCUGAUGGGUCCUGAAACGUCAGUCGUCAUACAAGACAAGCUAGCAAAGAGUCAGGACAUGACCCAACCCCUGCCCCAUUACUUCAUCAAGUCCUCCCACAACACUUAUCUAACAGCCGGCCAGUUCUCGGGCGUGUCCUCUCCAGAGAUGUACCGUCAGUGUCUUCUGUCCGGAUGUCGGUGUCUGGAGCUGGACUGCUGGAAGGGAAAACCUCCAGAUGAAGAGCCCAUCAUUACCCACGGCUUCACCAUGACCACUGAGAUCCUCUUUAAGGACGUGAUAGAAGCCAUCGCAGAGAGUGCCUUCAAGACCUCCAAAUACCCAGUGAUCCUCUCGUUUGAGAACCACGUGGACUCGGUUAAACAGCAAGAAAAGAUGGCCAACUACUGCAAAACCCUAUUUGGAGACGCCUUGCUCACAGAGCCUUUGGAGAAAUAUCCUUUGAAGCCAGGCCAGCAGAUCCCCAGCCCCUCUGAGCUCAUGGGGAAGAUCCUCAUCAAGAAUAAGAAGGGCACUCACGAAAAGCCGGCCCAGGCCAAGAAGAGCACCGCAGCAGUCACCGAUCAGGCAACGGCAGCAGCUGCAACCUCCCAGGACCCAAACUGUCCCUCCCAGGAUGGAACUAACCCAACAUCUCCCAGUCAGGAGAACCAAGCUGAAGGAGAAGCACCUGUGGAGGAAAACGAGGAGCAGGAAGAUACAGAAGAACAAGAUGAAGAGAAGAUGAAGACAUCUGAUGAAGGAACAGCAGGACAAGAAGUCACAGCUUACGAGGCGAUGUCGUCCCUCGUCAAUUACAUCCAGCCAAACAAAUUCAUCUCAUUUGACAAUGCCAGAAAGAAAAAUAAGAGUUAUGUCAUCUCAUCGUUUGUGGAGACCAAAGGAGAAGCAAUGAUUUCUAAGACGGCGGUUGAAUUUGUUGAAUACAAUAAGAGGCAGAUGAGCAGAAUUUACCCCAAAGGAACCAGAAUGGACUCAUCCAACUACAGCCCUCAGCCUUUUUGGAACGCUGGCUGCCAGAUGGUGGCGCUCAACUACCAAACCAUGGAUUUCCCCAUGCAGCUGAACAUGGCUCUGUUUGAAUUCAAUGGCAGGACGGGUUACCUGCUCAAGCAUGACGUCCUGCGCCGUGGAGACAAGAAGUUUGACCCGUUCUGCGACAGGAUUGACACAGUCGUGGCCAGCACCCUCACCAUCAAGAUAUACUCAGGACAGUUUCUGUCUGAUAAGAGUGUGAAAACUGGAGUGGAAGUGGAGGUUAUCGGACUCCCUGGUGACCCCAAGAAAAAGUAUCGCACCAAGUGGUCCACCACACCCAACGCCAUUAACCCUGUGUGGAAUGAGGAGCCUUUUGUUUUUGAGAAGAUCUUGCUUCCAGAAAUGGCUUCUCUAAGAAUUGUGGUCCAUGAGGAAAAUGGGAAGUUUCUGGGGCACAGAAUCAUUCCUCUUGAUGCCAUCCAGUCAGGUUUCCAUCACAUCUGCCUGCGCAGUGAGAGCAACAUGCCUCUCACUCUGCCCGCUCUUUUCGUGUACAUCGAGGUUAAGGACUACAUCCCUGCUGCCUUUGCCGAUUUCACGGAUGCAUUAUUCAAUCCGACAAAAGGUUCAGAGAAGACCACAAAGACCCCCAAAGAGUCAUCCUCCGACUACAUUUCUCCGUACGAGUUGCCUCUUGUCGUCCAACCUCCCACAGAUAAAGUCAAGGAAAGUGAAGCCCCUGCAGCAGAAAAGCUCACAUCUGAAGUGACGCCGUCGACUGAUGCCGCUGACCAGCCGGCCCAGUCGGCCCAGUCGGCCCCUGAAGCAGCAGAUCCUCCACAACCGGACCCUCCUCCAACUCCUGCUGAGGAUGCAGGAAGCCCCCCAUCUGAAGUCCCUCCAGAAACUGCUGCUGAGGAGAAGGAAGCGACCCCAGAACCUGUAGUCGUUCUCGAUGCACAAAUACAGCCAGACACACAAUCAGAACCUGUUGUAGAACAGGCGGUAUCGGACUCCUCCAGCCGUUCUGAAGAACCUGCUACUGCUGAGCCCAAAUCUGAAGCAACAACCCCCCCAACCGAGGCAGCGGGAGCAGAGCCUUCAACUGUGACUACUGAGCAGCUGACACAGCACAAAAACUAUCUGAAGGUCAUCAAGCGUCAGGAGCGGGAGAUGAAAGAGUUUGAAAAAAAGUAUCAGAAAAAAGAAGAGGAGCUGAUGCAGAAGUACUCCGACGCCUUCAAGGCUGUCAAGAAGAAAGUUUCUUUAAAGAAAAAAGAAGGAGACGACGACACCUCUGACAGCAGCGUGAAGACGACACGGGUGCAGGAGCAGAAGGAAAAGAUGCAGGCCGAGCUGCAGGCUCUGUGGACAGAGCAGUGUGAUCAGCUGAAGAAGAAGAAGGAACAGUGCGCUACAGAGAGACUUGCUAAGCUGAUGGAGAUGGCCAUGGAGAAACACACCAGUGAGCUGAAGGCUUUGGAGAGUGAAACCAAGGAGAGGAAGAAGAUGGUCUCCAAAUGUUCAUACACGGAAAAACCAAAGCUGAAAAAAGCAAUGAGCACUGAGGUUCUGGAUGACGCCAGUCAAUCUAAUGGAAUAUCUUCAGAGUCCAUUCCACAACAAGAUGCUCUGAUGAGGAAACAAGAGGCCACACUGGAGGAAAUCAAGACCGUGACGAAUCAGCUCAAUCAAGAGGCGGUGAAGGAGCACACUCAGAAGCUGAGGUCUUUGCCAGCAGAGGUAAAAGAGGCCGUAAACAACUGCAUAGGGGCGCACUUCCCCGAACUGGUGGACAAGACUGGAGAGAAGAAAGUCGGAGAAAUGGGCUUCUAUGGAGAUGUCUUCUUAGGUUGAAUUCCUCCUUAUCGCAGAGUGUGGCCUUUAAUAUGAUUCACCUAUUUUUAUUUGUUGCAAUCAUAUUUUAUAACAUGAGGUUUGGGUGUUACUAAAAAAAGAGUUUAAAGAUUAGAUGUUCAGGUUUGAUUUUCUCCUUGUGUGUUCUUUAGAGGACUAAUAAUGACGUACUUUAGUUCAGAGUUUGAAAAUGCAUUUUUGGUUUGACUCACUUUUACUGCUGUCUCUCUGAUCUAAAAAUAUUAUAAAUAAGAGACAAAAAUAUUCCAAAGGAAAGUCUGUCUUUCCUUGAUGCUUACAGCGCUCUCAUAAACAACAAUAGGAAUAUAUUUGCCAGAGAGAACGUAGGGGAUAAAAACGGCUCAUCAUGCUCUACUGGCUGAUAGAAGCAGUGACUCCAUUAGUUGCACUUCAGUAAAGCUUAAUUUUAUUAAUGAUAAGGUUCCACAAAGCACUUACUUCAGACUGUGAAGUGAAACGAGUUUUAAUGGAAACACAGUUCAUGCAAAGUCACUUUAAAUUCUCAAAUUGUGAAGCUUUAGAGCACGAAUGUUAUUCUGGCUGUGCAACGAUAGCUUAGAAAGUUUUGAGAAGAUUUUACUUGUUCUGCUUAAAAGCUUACAUGAAAAUAAAACAAACAUGACUCAAUUGAAGACUAAAUUUAGUUUUUAAUUCGUUGAUUCUUUUUAAGUAUGAUUUGUAAAAUUGAGAUAUAUGUGUAAAGUUAAACUGGAGACUCUAGUUAUUGAGCAUCCCUGGGCUAACUUUGCUUUUUGCUUAAAUUUAGAAGACAAAUUCAAAAAUAAACUGGUUUUUAAAUAUUUUUUUUGGAGUUCACUGUAGGAGUUUUUUUUUAUUUAUUUAAAUAGUUCAAGUAUCUCAUUUUAAUUGGACAAAUAAAAUAAUUGUACUUUUUGGCACAAUUGAAAAUAUUAUAUGCUGUUUUCUGUAAUAAACUGCUUAAUAAAAAGCAUAUAUUAUACAUGUUUUUGCUUUUUUACCUUUAGUCAUUAAACCUUAGAAAACAGAACCAGUGUGAAAGUUUUUAACAAAAUGACGGUUCCAACAAACACUCUAAGUAAAUACGGUCUGAUAAUGGAGGCAGUUGGGGGACAAGCAUUGCUGAAGCAGAAGCCUUGAUGGGUGUGUCGACAUCACCAGGCCCAGUUACUCUGCAUCCAAAAAGGAGGCAGGUAAGUGUCGCCCCCUAACGGCAGAUUCAGGCCCUUGAGCACCAGGCGCUCCUUGGAAACUUUGGUGGGGGCUCAACCAGUUUGGGGCACCUGAUCUGCCAGAGCCGACCACGCGGGUCUCAGUGGGCCCUCCAACCAGUUAAACACCCACAGAAAGACACCCACUGUCAUUCCACCAAGAAAAAAAAAACUAUAAGAGAGAUUUAAUCCCCCUCAAGACCCCAAAGGGCAGACAGGAGGCAUCUAGAGCACAUGAAGUCCCAAGAAAUACAACUGAAGGUCUUUGUGCCUGUAGGAGCCAAGUGGAGACAGACACCCAUAGGGACAUAAACACCCCAAAGAUACCCAGACCAGCUAGAUAUUUUUGUUUUAGUGUGAAGUUGUUAUGUUCUUCCUCCUCCCACAGUCUGAAAACAUAGGUUAAACUAUUGUUUCCUCAUUGCUUCUCAGUGAGUGUGAUCAUCUCUUUGUGAAUGGAGCCCUGGGAUGGAGUAACUUCCUGUUCAAAGCGUAAAAUGCUUUUGGUGUAUGAUGGAUGGUAUACGCUCCGUUUACCCCCAUGACACCACUCAG